ACCCGUAUGUAGGUGACGUGUCUCAAUCCCGGAACUCAUCGCAGGAGCUUCGCAAGAAUUCCUCUUAAACAUCCAAAAAAAACAUCACAAUACGCUGAGAUGGUGACUGAUGUGCAGCUGGCCAUCUUCGCCAACAUGCUGGGCGUCUCUCUCUUCCUGCUGGUGGUGCUCUAUCACUAUGUGGCCGUGAACAACCCCAAGAGACUGGAGUGAGGCUGUGAGAGAGACAGGACGAGGACCCAGAGCCAGACGCUCAAGCAGCUGUGGAUAUGCAUUUUGUAUGAAAACGAUGUGAAUAAAUGGUCAAAGUGA
This is a messenger RNA of Cyprinus carpio (common carp), 312 nucleotides long. RefSeq names its product dolichyl-diphosphooligosaccharide--protein glycosyltransferase subunit 4. The record is from RefSeq and is a predicted model, not a curated record. Lineage: Eukaryota; Metazoa; Chordata; Actinopteri; Cypriniformes; Cyprinidae. Gene Ontology annotation, cellular component: oligosaccharyltransferase complex.